Molecule: messenger RNA, 519 nt
Organism: Schistocerca nitens (vagrant locust)
Lineage: Eukaryota; Metazoa; Arthropoda; Insecta; Orthoptera; Acrididae
Product: toll-like receptor 2
Exons: 3
Coding region: 1-519 (172 amino acids)
Biological process (GO): toll-like receptor signaling pathway; immune response; inflammatory response
Cellular component (GO): membrane
Molecular function (GO): transmembrane signaling receptor activity
Source: RefSeq, a predicted model, not a curated record
AUGGGGCUAGCUCUAGAAAAUGUUGUACCAGAAUAUAACACAUUAAACAAGUACUCUGGCAGUCUGCUGCCCAGACUGGAGAAUGCCGGGGAUUCUGAGGAGGAGCCGGCGCUGGGCCUCUGUCUGCACGAGAGGGACUUCCCGCUGGGAUCCUUCAUCGCGGAUAACAUCCUCAUCUCCAUGGAAAGCAGCCGCUCCACCGUUGUCAUCCUGUCUCGGGCUUUCGUCGACAUCAAGUGGUGCCGCUGGGAGCUGGACCUGGCGUCGCAUAAGAUGUCGCAGCUGGUGCUCCUGGAGCUGGAGAGGCUGGAGCGAGGGCAGCUGGCCACGCACCUCCUCUACCUGAUGGACACGCGCACCUACCUGGAGUGGCCGGCACUGCCGCGGGCCCAGGAGGCCAAGUGGAAGCAGCUGCGUGCCACCCUGGCCUCCACCCACGCCGCCCCCUCCUCCACCCCCUCUUGUAGGAGUGUCGGCAGCGACCAGCUGAAGGAGAAUGAUGAUUUGGCUCAAGCAUGA